This is a messenger RNA of Chondrus crispus (carragheen), 1311 nucleotides long. RefSeq lists its product as hypothetical. The coding region runs from base 1 to 1311 and encodes 436 amino acids. The transcript has a single exon. NCBI's taxonomy places the organism in Eukaryota, Rhodophyta, Florideophyceae, Gigartinales, Gigartinaceae. The record is from RefSeq and is a predicted model, not a curated record. Gene Ontology annotation, molecular function: diaminopimelate decarboxylase activity. Gene Ontology annotation, biological process: polyamine biosynthetic process.
AUGACCCCAGCCACGACCUCUCCUACCCCCACGCCCGCGCAGGCGCGCAUCUCCACGACGCUGCAGGCCGCGCUGCGCACCUCGCUGCUCUCCGCGGACGCCCCGGUGGCGCUCUUCUACGACCUGGCGCGGCUGUCGGCCACGUGCCGCGAGCUGGUGGCGGCCUUCCCGCCGUCGGCGCUGCACGCGUUCGCGCUCAAGGCGGCGCCGUUCCCGCGGCUGCUGCGCCACCUGCACGCGUCGGGGCUGGGCGCGGAGUGCGCGUCCAUCGCGGAGCUGGGGCUGGCGGCCGCGGCGGACAUCCCGCCGGCGCGCGUCAUCUACGACUCGCCGGCCAAGACGGACGCGCACCUCGUCGCGGCGCUCUCCGCCGGCGUGCACGUCAACGCCGACUCGUUCGCCGAGCUCGCCCGCAUCGCCGAGCUGAUGCCGCUGCACGCGCCGCGCCCCGCCGCCUCCGUCGGGCUGCGCGUCAACCCGCAGCUCGGCUCCGCGUCCAUCGCCGAGACGUUCACGGCCGCCGCCGCGUGCAAGUUUGGCGAGCCGCUGCGCGAGGCCCGCGCCGACAUCCUCGCCGCGUACGCAAAGUUCCCUUUCCUCGACACGGUGCACGUGCACGUCGGGUCGCAGGGCUGCGGCAUCGACACGCUCGUCGCCGGCGCGCGCGAGGCCGUGGCGCUCGCCGACGAGGUGAACCGCGGCGUCGCCGGGCGGGUCCGGCAGAUCGACAUCGGGGGCGGCCUCUCCGUCGACUACUGGUCGGACGGCGAGGGCAGCAGCUUCGCGGAGAUGGGCGACAGGCUCCGCGGCGAGGUGCCCGGGCUGGCCAAGUACCGGGUGGUGACCGAGUUUGGACGGCGCGUGGCCAGCGCGGCGGGGUUUGUCGCCGCGCGCGUGCAGGCGGUGAAGCGGUCGGGCGGGCGCACGUACGUGGUGUGCCACGCCGGGGCGGACCUGCUGGUGCGGCCCGUGUACCAGGGCGACAAGUGGGGGCACCGGGUCGAGGUGUACGACGCGGCGGGGCGGCUCAAGGGCGGCGAGACCGAGACGGUGGACGUGGCCGGGCCGAUCUGCUUCGCGGGCGACGUGAUCGCGCGGGAUCGGGAGCUGGCGCGCGCGCAGGAGGGCGACUGGAUCGUGGUCAGGGACGCCGGGGCGUACACGCUGAGCAUGUACUGCAGGCACACGAGUCAGCUGACGCCGCCCGUGUACGGCGUGGGCGAGGCGGGGGUGGUGACGACGAUUUGCAGGGGCGAGACCGUGGAGGACGUUGUGCGGUUCUGGGGCGGGGGGGGCGGGGGGGGGAAGUGA